AUGUUUGAUGGCAAGCAAAUCUUCGACACAUACGACGACGGACCCGAUCGCAUCGAAGUGUACCACUUUGAACCAGCCGGCGAGUACUUGUGCGCGCGCGACGCGACGCGCCUGACGCACGUGGAGCGUGCCGCGCGGCGCGUGGCGCGGCCGGCGCGCGCGCUGCUGGCCGAGUGCGUGUUAGUGGCAGUACGCAGCGCUGUGACGGGUGUCGUCCAGACGGUGUCGGAUCAGCUGCUGAAGCCUGGCUUGGCGCUGGCCUUCAACGCGCUGCUGCAGCCGCCGCUGGUGCUGGCGGCGCAGAUGGCAGCCGCGCUGCGCGCCGCGCUGCGGCCCGUCGCGCUGGCGGCGGGCGACGCGCUGGAGCCGCUGGCGCGCCUGCUGGCGGCGCUGCGCCUUGUCCACGUCGAGCGCCGCUGCACAUGUGCGCAACACGUGUGACAAGCUCCAACCUCGAUUCAUUUAUCUUUGCGUUGUUAGAUUUUAAGAACUGUACAAUAAAGCCUCGAUAGACCA
Melitaea cinxia (Glanville fritillary) is the source of this 516-nucleotide messenger RNA. RefSeq lists its product as uncharacterized. Bases 1 to 441 code for a protein of 146 amino acids. The transcript is spliced from 3 exons. Lineage: Eukaryota; Metazoa; Arthropoda; Insecta; Lepidoptera; Nymphalidae. The record is from RefSeq and is a predicted model, not a curated record.